UUGUAAUCGAGAAAACUGGAGACUCUACCAUGGCCGCCACUGGAGACGUUAUCAUGAGUGAAGGGGCUAUCGACUCUGCUAUAUUGCAGACGCCGCAUAGUGACGCGUUCGCGUUCUCUGACCUCGAGGAGCGCGUACUGGAGCUGUACGAUCAACUACGAGAACUCGAGUUACAGAGGAGCCUCAUCAAAGCGCAUGAAUCCGCUCAUGUGCCCGAUACAUCAGGCCUGUCAGAUGACGAAGUGCAAGAACAGCUGAUGGCAGCUCAACGGGAUGCUAUGGACGCAAAGACCAAAUUCGAGAUUCGAAACAGGAUAUCGCACAAUGUGCUCGUGAUGGAUCCUGUGUUGAAGGCUGUGCAUGGGGGCGAAGACACAGAGCCGAUGGAGAAGCGCAUACUGCCUCUGAUUCACGAAGGCGAUACGCUGUCUAUGGCGCAUGGAUCGUUUUCGGCAGAGCUCACGUCAAUGACACAGGCUCUGAGCGAAGCAGAGCAACGCAACACGGUCACCAACGAGCGGAACCGCGAGUUAUCCCAGACGUUACUUGGGCUAGCCGAGGAGCUGAAAGUGCAGCCGACGGAAGAUAUCGAGGACCCCAGGCUGCGCGACCAGGUGAAGACUGUAGAGAUGGGGCUCAAGGAGUCACGAAGGCGAAUGAGGACACUAAAAGGGGUUUUGUCUGCUAUGAUUGUUGGCAGUGGCAUCAAUUGGACCGCUGAUGAGGUAUUGCGAGAGCUUGUCAUGGACGACGAAGAAGAGGAUUGA
Molecule: messenger RNA, 767 nt
Organism: Periconia digitata
Lineage: Eukaryota; Fungi; Ascomycota; Dothideomycetes; Pleosporales; Periconiaceae
Source: the annotation of a GenBank genome assembly